Hypanus sabinus (Atlantic stingray) is the source of this 2588-nucleotide messenger RNA. RefSeq names its product apoptosis facilitator Bcl-2-like protein 14. The transcript is spliced from 6 exons. The record is from RefSeq and is a predicted model, not a curated record. NCBI's taxonomy places the organism in Eukaryota, Metazoa, Chordata, Chondrichthyes, Myliobatiformes, Dasyatidae. Gene Ontology annotation, biological process: regulation of apoptotic process. Bases 463 to 1404 code for a protein of 313 amino acids.
CCGUAUUUCGGAGUUUAACCCCUCUGCAGUCGCUGGCUGGGAAAUCCGCUAACCAAUCCUGGGCAAAGGGAAAACACUGGGCGUUCCCUGCGCGUUGUAACUUAAACUGUACUGACGCGGAACACCCUCUGACUGAAGUCCCAUCGUGUUUUAGGAUCUGAUGAGCGUGAUGCUGUGUCCGGUGAUUUCUCGUCCUCGGUUCCGGGAAUACUGAGUCUCCCGAUUAAACUUCUCGGCUGGGUCGCCAGAAAUUUCAGGACACUCUGCACAAGUUGCAAUAUCUCAUGAAAAUUCCCGGGGAACUUCGAAAACGAUGUUUACGCGUUAAGCUUACACAAUAGCGUAACGAAACCGUGCCGAACCUGUUUUUUUGGUCGAACUUGAACUUCCACGGACUAAAGUCUGAUAAUCGAUUGCUGCUUUGGGCCCGAGCUGUUAAAACAACUUCUUAAAUUGGCAAACAUGGGCACAUCUGAUUCAGAAGACAGUAAUUCCAUGUCAGAGUACAACUCUGCAGACGAUGACUGCUUUGAGUUCAGGAUAUUGAUGGCCUAUGCAGAAAGGUCUUUGUUGGCGGAUGGAAGGUCGAAAAAUAAAUUGGCGUUAUCCGCAAUGGACAAAAGGGAGGCAAACCAGUCUUCAAGUAAAGGGGACAAGCUGGAUCCAUCACACAAUGUUAGUCCGAAUGGUCAUCGGAAGGACUCCAUUUUAAUCUGGCCUGUUGAGAAACAGAAGAAACCUGUUCGCAAAAGCAAAAGGAAACUCAAAUGGAAAAGAUGGGUUCCCAGAUGUUUACGAGCAGAAACAUCAAAGUACGAUGGAAAAGUGUAUGAAGAGAGUGGAGGCAUUGAUACGGCAAGAAGCCACACAUGUGAAAUCGAUCUUCCUGAACCAGCACGUGAUUCAGAAGUGAACCCUCAUAAAGUUGCUGAAAUCCUGCAAAAUGUUAUGAACACAACAACUUCUUUUCGAAUGUUGCGUUCUUCCAGUUUAGAAGAGGAUGGAACAGAUGAACAGAAAACCAUAGACCAAAUUGUCGAGUUCUUGACUGCCAAAGGAGAUUCUAUUGAUGAAAAAAUUAAGAAGGACCCCCAAUUUGCCAAACUGUUCAGUGAAAAGUCAACUUUCUCAUUUUUCAAGAAAGUAAUGGAUUAUGCUCUUCAAGUUGCCUUACCUGAGGAAAUUAAUUCAGAAGCAGAUUGUGAAUCGAAAGAAAACUUGAACAAAUUUGCUUUUGUUGUACAUGCAACUACUAAGUUUGCUGUUACUGGCAAUCACCCAAUGACACGGAUCAUGGGCUUUGGAACAAAGUACUUGCAGGAAAAAUUCACAGUCUGGGUCAAGGACAAAGGAGGAUGGGAGAAUAUAAUUGAAGAGGAGUGCAUUAUUGAUGCUCAAACAUGAAAAGCACCCUGAAAGGAUUGGGCUGCCUUGCACUUCAGCAGAGCUGCUCUUUGUGAUAGGAGCUCGUGAUGAGAGCCAGGUGAUCACAGAAUCAAGAUAUAGAAAUUCACUGAGUGAAAGCAGGGUAUUUAUUUAGUGUAAAUGUGGGGAUCGGGUCCAAAAAUGCCAUUGUUACCUCAAUGGCCUGCUGAUUUCUGCCAGCAUUUUGUGUCUUUUAUAGAAAUUCUUAUUGUGUUUAUUCAGCUCUGUGUGUUGGGGUGCCUGGAAUACUGUCUGAAAUCUCACCAAAGCUGAUCCUUUUGGUAUAAUAAAAGUUCACGGGUAAUAUUUUGAAAGAACAUGCCUCUAUUCCAUCUGGCUCUUAUUAUGUGAAUUAGAAGCGUACCAAAUGCUUUGCUAAAAUUAAUAAAUUGCAAAGAGCAGUUAUUGUGUGUGUGUGUAAUGACAGGAACAAAGAGAAUGUGCCAAUGAUGACAAAUGCACUUUCUGACCUGUGAUUUUUACCAUUAGGAAAAGUUCCUGAAACAGUUGGCUUAAGGUGGUGCCAAUCCUGAAAUUAUAUCUUGAGCAUUUAGUUGUAGUCUGAUUUAGAGAAUAAUACGAUCUUUUCCUGAUUAAAUUAGAAAUCGGCAUUUUUGAAAUGAACUAUAUUUGCAAGUUUAGUCCAUCUGAAAGCAGUCUAAAUCUUUAGGAGUGCAAUCUUUGUGUGGUAUAAAAACUCUACAGUGAAUGAACAGAGGUAGAAAGUUCCAGUUCUAACUGUGAUACUUCAGAGGAAAACCUGGUCUUGGUGUGAUGUGAAUAUGAAAAGAGAUGAAGAUGAACGGUGCCUUACAGGUUAAUUUGGAAUGGUGGGCUGAGUUUCCUGCUGUUGUUACCUGAUUCAAACAGCUUCAAUUCUAAAUUGUGGGGGCAAGGAACACUGACUGAGAGCAGGGUAGUUAUUUAGUGUAAAUGUGGGGAUCAGGACCAAAGAUGCCAUUGUUACCUCAGUGGGGAGCUACAAUGAUUUUCCAACCAGGUUAAAACAGUUUAGAGGCUGGGAAUGAAGCUUGAGCAAUAAGUUCUUUCUUUAUCUGGCCCAGAGGAUUAGGAACAAACACGAGGAAAUCUGCAGAUGCUGGAAAUUCAAACAACACACACACAAAAUGCCGGUGGAACGCAGCAGGCCAGGCAACAUCUAU